AUGAGUUGGCCCGCCCGCGCCCCGCUGCCGCUCGCGCCGCCCGUGCGGCUGCUGCUGCCGCUGCUGCUGCUGCUGCUGCUGCUGCUCCCCGCGCAGGCGCGCGCCGCGCCCGUCUCCAUCGCCUACUUCCUGCAGAUCUCCGAGCCCACGCUCGCGCUCCUCCCGCGCCUGCUGCGCUCCGUGUACCACGACGACAACUUGUACGUCGUCCACUUCGACAAGAAGAUCCCGCUGUGGCAGCGCCGCCACGCGGAGACCAUCCUCUUCAAGGGCUCGCCGCGCUACAAGCACAACGUCCGCCUCCUGCCGUCGGAGGUCGUCACGUACCGUGGCAUCUCCAUGGUGCUCAACCUCCUCUCGGCCAUGCACUUGGCGCUAGACGCCCACCCCGACUGGACCUACUUCAUCAACCUGUCGGGCUCCGACUACCCGCUCGUCUCGGUCCACAACCAGAUGUCCUUGCUCGCCUCCCGCGACUUCUCCGCGCGCAACCGCAGCUUCUUCAGCUUCGCCGAGCCGGACUGGUGGAAGGACAGCAAGCGCUUCCGCUACGACCGCCUGUACACGGACACCUCUCUCUCCUUCAACGACUCGGAGAGCGCCGUCGUCGACUCGUACUCCGACCAGCCCAUCUCCGACGUCGCGGCCUUCACCUUCGCCGCCGCUGAGGCAUGGAUGAUUCUGCACCGCGACUUCGCCUCCUUCGUGCUCGGCGAUUCGUACGCCCGCCGCAUGCUGCUCGCCUUCGCCUACUCGCUCGAGCCCGAGGAGCACUUCUUCGCCACCGUCGCCUACAACCACCCCCGCUUUAACACCUCCAACGUCUCGCACUCUCUACGCCACGUCGCCUGGAUGCAUCACGGAGUCCACUCGGGCCAGCAUCCGUAUUACAUCGAUCAGCAGGAGCCGGACGGUAAGACCUGGACCUUCCGCGAAGAGAUCGAGAAUUCGGCAUGCUUCUUCACCAGGAAAGUUCGCGUCCAAGACUCGGGCCUGCUCACUUAUAUCGACACUCAUGUUAAUGGUAUUAGCGAUAACCCCAACUCGAUUACGGUCAAUGCCUAUCUCGCCAAGGUCAACAAAGCUCUUGACUGCGUCGUCGACAUGCCCAAUGGCGCCUACGGUGGCAACUGCUUCGGCAGCGAGAAGCCGCUCAAGCCUUCACCCAGCAAGCCGAAAUCCAAAAACGUUAAGUCAUGA
Molecule: messenger RNA, 1200 nt
Organism: Chondrus crispus (carragheen)
Lineage: Eukaryota; Rhodophyta; Florideophyceae; Gigartinales; Gigartinaceae
Product: Xylosyltransferase, family GT14
Exons: 1
Coding region: 1-1200 (399 amino acids)
Cellular component (GO): membrane
Molecular function (GO): glucuronosyltransferase activity
Source: RefSeq, a predicted model, not a curated record